Drosophila nasuta is the source of this 713-nucleotide messenger RNA. RefSeq names its product Cytochrome c proximal (gene Cyt-c-p). Lineage: Eukaryota; Metazoa; Arthropoda; Insecta; Diptera; Drosophilidae. The coding region runs from base 140 to 466 and encodes 108 amino acids. The record is from RefSeq and is a predicted model, not a curated record. The transcript has 2 exons. Gene Ontology annotation, molecular function: heme binding; electron transfer activity.
CGAUAACGAUAGGCUAAGAACACAAUAUGAUACACCAAUUGGCAUCUGUUGUCUCAUUCGCUAGCUAACUGUUCGCAGUAAACGACGGUUUGUGUUCAAUUCGAGUCGGUGUUAACACAUCACAAAUACAACUUUAAUAAUGGGCGUUCCAGCUGGUGAUGUUGAGAAGGGCAAGAAGCUGUUCGUGCAGCGUUGCGCACAGUGCCACACCGUUGAGGCCGGUGGCAAGCACAAGGUCGGCCCCAACCUGCAUGGUCUGAUCGGUCGCAAGACCGGCCAGGCGCCCGGCUUCGCCUACACAGAUGCCAACAAGGCUAAGGGUAUCACCUGGAACGAGGACACACUGUUCGAGUACCUGGAGAACCCCAAGAAAUACAUCCCCGGCACCAAGAUGAUCUUCGCCGGUCUGAAGAAGCCCAAUGAGCGCGGGGAUCUGAUUGCCUAUCUGAAAUCGGCCACCAAGUAAAUCUAGACACCACCUUAGCAAACAGGAUAAUUCUGUAUUACGGUCGAUAUUACCACAACAACAACAAACAAAACAAUCUACAUAAUACAUACAUAUAUAAAAAGCAAGAGAAAAAUACAGAAACUACAAUUAUGUUAAUUAUAAAGUUUAAAUAGGACAAUUACAUUAUUUAAUUUUAUUUUAAAAAGUGUAACGACCACGAGAUGAACAACAAAAUAAUUAAAUAACAAAAAACCACAAAAACCAA